UUUGAUGGAGAUGUUUACGCAACUUCAAUUUGCAUCUGAAUUCACUCCUUUUUUCGGCUUCGAAGAUUUCCAUAUAAUCCCAUCUGAAAGUCUGCAUCUACACCCUCUUAUUCCUCAUCCACUCACACUAUAACAUAAAGGAGCAUUAUCUUGAGAUCGACACAGAAUCAUCUAGCUGUGAUAUUUCUUCCUCAUCUAUCUCCAUCCCUUCGACCUCACAUCCUUCUCUUCCUCAGUCUCACAACUUUCUUCAAAAUGAGGGUCACCAUCGACAAGCCAUCUUUCCACAGCCGCAGCCUCUCUGUGCCGGCACCUCCUACACCUCCCCCCGAAGCAUUGGGCCUCAAUUUCCCCGGUUUCGAUACCUUCAAGGCCAACUUUGACCUCCCCCUCACACCUGUUACACCGCCGCCAGAGUACAAGGAGCACCCUUUCUCUCACAACGACUGCGUCCUCGACCUCUCUCCCGUCGUCGACCCAAAUGAUCAACCCCUCGUGGCCGUCAUUGGCGUCGGCUACGUCGGCACUCACCUCGUCGAGUCAUUCUCCGCCCACUACGACGUCCUCGGCUUCGAUGUGUCAGAAAAGAGAAUCAGCGAGAUCCGCGCAGAGCUCCCAAGCGACCGCAUCCGCUUCACAACCUCCAAGCCAGACCUCCACGAAGCUACCCACUUCCUCAUCUCCGUCCCGACCCUCCUCAAGGCGGACAAGUCCAUCGACACCUCCUACCUCCAGUCCGCCAUCGCCACAGUUGCCCAGCACGCACGACCAGGCUCCACCGUCGUGAUAGAGAGCUCCGUCGCAGUGGGCAUGACACGCAGCCUCCUCGGCCCCGUCGCCACCGCCCACGGCUUCUACGCCGGCAUGUCCCCAGAGCGCGUCGACCCAGGACGCAUCGAGCCCCCCUGCCACGCGAUCCCCAAAUCCGUCUCGGGCCUCGACGACGAGAUCCCCGGGUCGCUGGCCUCGGUCAUGCGUCUCUACAACCAGAUAUUUGACCGUCUCGUGCCCGUCAGCCGCACAGAGGUCGCCGAGAUGAUGAAGCUCUACGAGAACUGCCAGCGCAUGAUGUGCAUCGCCUUUGCCAACGAAAUGGCAGACGCCUGCAUCCCGCACAGCAUCGAUCUCUACGAGGUCGUCGCCGCCGCGUCCUCCAAGCCCUUUGGCUACAUGCCCUACACCCCUUCCCUCGGCGUUGGCGGCCACAGCAUCCCCGUCAACCCGUACUACCUCCUUUCCAACAGCGCUUUCCCCUUGCUGGAAGCCGCCGCCGAGAAGAUGGCUGCACGCCCGGCCGCUAUUGCCCGCCGCGCUAUCGAUUCGUUGACGAGAGACGCCAAAACUGGGGCUGCCUCGGCUCUGGUUCGUCCUCGUGUCCUUGUCGUCGGUGUGGGCUUCAAAACUGGCCAAUCUGUCCUGAGCAACUCACCGGGUGUCGACCUCGUCCAAGCCUUCGUUCGCUCCGGCGAGGUCGAUGUCAUGUAUGCGGAUCCCCUCGUCAAGCAGAGCACGGUGCCUGUUGCGCCUCGCCUAGCUGAUGAGAAGUGGAACCGGGAGACUCUCGAAACGUUUGAUAUGAUCAUCGUCGCUUUCCGUCAACACGGGUUGGACUUUGGUAUCAUGGACGAGCUUCGUCGCGUCAAGUUUGAGAUGUGGUGCCCGUGAUUUUCUCUGUGGCUUCUCAUUUCCUACUCAGAGUUGUUUCCUCCGGCGCUAUUAGAGAAGAGGUCAGAUGUUUUGGGUUCUUCUUAUUCGCAUUGGUUUGUGCUGAUGGACUGGCGGGGCAAAAUUGCAUAAAAUGAAGGCUUGGAUAAGAGUGUGAUCAUAGACUUAGACGUGCCUUCGAUGGCAGUCCAAAUAAUAAUCAU
Messenger RNA from Colletotrichum phormii, 1868 nucleotides. RefSeq names its product nucleotide sugar dehydrogenase. The record is from RefSeq and is a predicted model, not a curated record. NCBI's taxonomy places the organism in Eukaryota, Fungi, Ascomycota, Sordariomycetes, Glomerellales, Glomerellaceae. Gene Ontology annotation, biological process: polysaccharide biosynthetic process. The transcript has a single exon. Gene Ontology annotation, molecular function: oxidoreductase activity, acting on the CH-CH group of donors, NAD or NADP as acceptor; oxidoreductase activity, acting on the CH-OH group of donors, NAD or NADP as acceptor; NAD binding. Bases 256 to 1665 code for a protein of 469 amino acids.